Messenger RNA from Erigeron canadensis, 968 nucleotides. Its product is annotated as 60S ribosomal protein L6. The record is from RefSeq and is a predicted model, not a curated record. Gene Ontology annotation, cellular component: ribosome; cytosolic large ribosomal subunit. Gene Ontology annotation, biological process: ribosomal large subunit assembly; cytoplasmic translation. The transcript is spliced from 4 exons. Gene Ontology annotation, molecular function: RNA binding; structural constituent of ribosome. The coding region runs from base 79 to 780 and encodes 233 amino acids. Lineage: Eukaryota; Viridiplantae; Streptophyta; Magnoliopsida; Asterales; Asteraceae.
ACCAUAUUUUCAUUCACUUCUUUGCCCCAUCUCUCUUAUCACACACCGCCGGAGCAAAUUCCCUCACCAUCUCCAUCAAUGGCGCCAAAGCAAAGAACCCCACAUGCCUGCCGUAACCCAGAUCUCAUCAGGGGUGUUGGCAAAUACUCACGUAGCCAGAUGUAUCACAAAAGAGGUUUGUGGGCCAUCAAGGCCAAAAAUGGCGGCACUUUCCCUACCCACCCGAAAAAGACGGCUGAAGCUCCGGCCGCCGUCAAGCCGCCUAAGUUUUACCCGGCUGAUGAUGUCAAGAAACCCCUUGUUAAUAAGCGUAAAGCUAGACCCACCAAGCUUAGGGCAAGUAUUACUCCUGGAACAGUUUUGAUUAUUUUGGCUGGUAGGUUUAAGGGGAAAAGAGUUGUCUUUUUGAAGCAGCUUACUUCUGGAUUGCUUCUUGUUACUGGCCCAUUCAAGAUUAACGGUGUUCCACUAAGGAGGGUGAAUCAGUCCUAUGUAAUUGCAACUUCGACCAAGAUUGACAUUGCAGGAGUGAAUGCUGAGAAGUUUGAUGACAAGUAUUUCGGUAAAAAAGUUGAGAAGAAGAAAAAGAAGGGUGAAGGAGAGUUCUUUGAAGCUGAAAAGGAGGAGAAGAACCAGUUGCCACAGGACAAGAAAGAUGAUCAGAAGACAAUCGAUGCUGCAUUGAUAAAAUGUAUUGAGGCCGUUCCAGAACUGAAGAGCUAUUUGGGUGCCAGGUUUUCACUCAAGGCAGGCAUGAAACCCCAUGAGCUUGUAUUUUAGAUGGACAGCACUUCUCUGCUUAGGAUUGAGCUUUGUCUGUUGGAGUCUGUAGCUUUCGUGUUUUUUGUCGUUUUAAUUUUAUACUAUGCUUGGACUAGAUUUCCAUUUCAUUUGCCCCCUCUGGUUUAUCUGAUUUUUGGAACAAUACUUGAGUUCUCUAAAUUGCGAUUGGCUUCAAUUUUGUUGCU